Molecule: messenger RNA, 5839 nt
Organism: Daldinia caldariorum
Lineage: Eukaryota; Fungi; Ascomycota; Sordariomycetes; Xylariales; Hypoxylaceae
Product: non-ribosomal peptide synthase
Exons: 1
Coding region: 232-5601 (1789 amino acids)
Biological process (GO): amino acid activation for nonribosomal peptide biosynthetic process; secondary metabolite biosynthetic process
Cellular component (GO): cytoplasm
Molecular function (GO): catalytic activity; phosphopantetheine binding
Source: RefSeq, a predicted model, not a curated record
UUAGGCACUUGGCCUUCUAGGCAUUCGGUCUAUGGAAAUUUUUCGAGUUCAGGAUCGGCGGGCUUAAAUUCUGCAUCCUGUAUGGAACCUACCUACCUACUUAACAAAUCGCUAGAAAGCCUAAUUGCUCAUUGAUUUUAUCCCAUGAAAACUUUGGCCAACAAGUUGUAAGUCCUGGUGAUAAAUAUCAACUUAGGAGCAGUUGUCGACAUCAACAACAAAAAUUCAACAAUGGGCCAGGCAGAUGUAGACAGUUCGUGUAUAGACUCCGUAUGCACGGACGAAGGCAUCUCCAGUGACCAUCUUACAACUCCACCAACGGAUCUCGAGGAAGAUGGCUUAACAUCAGAGCAGUUGGAACAAAUAUGGAGCUGGAAUACUCCAGUCCCCCCGACCCUAGAGUUCUGUAUGCAUGAACUGGUGGAAAAGCAAGCCAAACAAGAUCCCGACCGGCCCGCUGUUAACUCAUGGGAUGGAACAUUCACAUACCAAGAUGUCUGCUCGAAAUCGGACCAGUUAGCAGCUCAUCUACUAUCCGUAGGUGUCGGGCUAGGCUCGAUCGUGCCGUUAUGCUUCGAGAAAUCAAGAUGGACAGUUGUAGCUGUGCUUGCCGUCAUGAAAUCAGGCGCGACAUUCGCGCUGAUGGACCCGAGCCAGCCCGAAGGUAGACUACGCACCAUCGUCGAGCAAACCGGCGCCUCUACAAUCAUAACAUCGAAGCUGCAAGAGAGUCUCGGUCGUCGCAUUGCACCAAGCGCGACUCGCGUUGUCCUCUCUGCCGAACAAUUUGAUAGUUAUAACACAUCCGCAAGCUUGCCAUCCGUACCACCAAGCGCGAAUCUCUAUAUACAAUUUACGUCGGGCAGUACGGGCAAGCCGAAAGGAGUUAUAAUAACACACGAGAAUUAUUCCAGCGGCGCGAUACCACGAGCGGACAUAGUCGGGUAUCGCGCACAUUCGCGGGUCCUCGACUUUGCAUCGUACGCCUUUGACGUCUGCAUCGACUGCAUGCUAUGCACGUUAUCGGUGGGAGGUUGCCUAUGCAUCCCUUCAGAUGCCGAUCGAGUGAACGAUCUCAGCGGUGCUAUACGGAAGAUGAAUGUCAACAUGGCCCAUAUGACACCUUCCGUCGCCCGCGUCUUGGAUGCCGACGUCAUCCCUUCGCUCGAAGUUCUCGGAUUGGGAGGAGAGGCCAUAUCCGCGGGUGACGCAGCCACUUGGAGUCGAAAUACAAAAGUUAUCAAUGCGUACGGCCCUUCGGAGUGUACUGUAGGCUGUGCCGUGAAUGGGGAUGUGGGUGCCGAAAGCCACAAGGCGCAUGUUAGCAUCGGCAGAGGAGUUGGAGGAACGCUGUGGAUUGUCGAUCCUUCUAAUCACGACCGACUUAUGCCAAUAGGCGCAGUUGGCGAGCUUCUAGUUGAAGGUCCUAUAGUAGGGCCAGGCUACUUGAACGAUCCCGAAAGGACGGCUAUCUCGUUCAUUAGCGAUCCGAAAUGGCUUCUAGCUGGGAGCGCGCAGCACGCAGGGCGGAGGGGACGACUGUACAAGACCGGCGACUUAGUAAGAUACGAACCGGAUGGGACGAUCAUUUUCGUCGGCCGAGGUGACCAGCAGGUGAAAUUACGCGGCCAGCGGAUCGAACUAGCAGAGAUCGAGUACAAUAUGCUAGACAAACUACCCCCAGGGACCCGUGUUGCCGCCGAAGUUAUCAGACCUGGCGGACCUGCUGGCGAACCGACAUUAGUUGCCUUUAUCGCGGAGCGAGCAGGCCUCGUAUCCGAAUCCGAAUCUCUUUUAGGAUCAUUAUCGCCUCAAGUUAAAGAUUCGCUCGCGGGAAUGAAUAAGGCUAUAUCGGAACACUUACCAACCUACAUGGUUCCGGUGGCGUAUAUUCCUCUACAGGUUAUGCCUUUGCUAGUUUCUGCUAAAACAGAUCGCAAACGUCUUCGAGAGCUGGGGCAUGCGCUUAACAGGAAAGAUAUAGCCGGGUUCGCCGCUGCGACCGUCCCUAGAAAAGAACCUUCUACGGAGAUGGAAAAGAAACUGGCCCAGUCAUGGUCCCAAAUUCUCGGUCAAGAAGUUGAUAUUGGCGCUCAUGACAACUUCUUUAACUUAGGAGGCGACUCGCUUCGUGCGAUGAAAUUGGUGGCUCAAGCGCGAACGCAAGACAUCGCGCUCACGGUCGCUGAUAUAUUCGCCAACCCUGUGCUCUCAGACAUGGCCCUCGUUGCGAAAGUCGCAUCUGGAGAAACUACCAUCGAGGUUCCUCCUUUCUCGCUCCUCGGUAGCCAGUGGUCGGUAGACUCGGCUCGACGAGACUGCGCCGCCAUCUGCGACGUUGACCCCUCAAAGAUCGAAGACAUUUAUCCGUGCACGCCGCUUCAAGAAGGACUCAUGGCUCUGUCUGCUAAAGUCAGCGAGGCAUAUGUUGCGCAGCGCGUGGUCGAGCUUGCGGACGAGACGGCAGCCCGGAACCUCGCGAAGGCGUUUGAGGUAGCUUCUGCGGAUUGCGCAAUCCUCCGGACGAGGAUAGUCCAAAUCGCAGGCCACGGAUUGAUGCAAGUUGUCAUAAGAGACGAUUCCAACUGCAACUGGUUAUCCGGAGAGAGCCUCAAUGAUUAUCUAGUACGAGAUAGGAGCGAUCCGAUUCAACUUGGCAAGCCCUUGGUUAGAUAUGGCGUAGUGGUUAACGAGAAGUCUACGGGAAAGUCGCAUUUUGUCUUGACGAUGCACCACGCUCUCUACGAUGGGUGGUCGAUGCCUUUGGUAGUCGAACGAGUUAAUCGAGCAUAUGUCGGCCUCGAAACUAAACGACCAGCCGAGUUUAAGCACUUCAUCAAAUAUCUCACUAAUAUGGACCGCAAGGAAUCAGAGUCUUAUUGGCGAGAACGAUUAGACGGGGCCAACAACGAGCAAUUCCCCCCUCUCCCCUAUUCAAGCUACCAACAACAAGCCGACUCGCUUUUGGAACACUACGUACAUACCAGCAAGCCUAAUACCGGAAUAACUAUCGCCACGGUUAUCCGCGGUGCCUGGGCACUUCUGGUCUCGACCUAUACCUCAUCUAAUGAUGUAGUGUUUGGAGAGACGCUCACCGGGCGCAACGCUCCUAUCGCAGGCGUUGAACAGAUCGAAGGGCCUAUGAUCGCGACGGUACCGGUUAGAGUAGCCGUGAACCCCAACAUGACCGCGAGGGAGUACUUACAGGAAAUCCAUGACCAAUCCGUCCUAGGGAUCCCCCACGAGCACUUUGGCUUGCAACAUAUCAGACGCCUAAGUCCGGACGCUCGCGAGGCAUGCGAGCUGAGAACCGGGUUAGUCUUGCACCCAAGCGCAGACGCAGACGCAGCGAAUGCCAGCGAAAAGCAACCAGCGGACGGCUUUGUUCCUGCCGGCGACGAGGAGGCAGCGCAAGAAGCGUUGAAGUUCAACACGUACGCUCUGAUGCUGGUGUGUUCCUUGGACCCGCGGGGCUUCUUGAUCAUGGCAAGCUUCGACUCGAAAACCGUAACAAGCCCGCAGAUGGAGAGGAUGCUGCGCCAGCUUGAGAAGAUUACACAGCAGCUCAUCGAGAACCCGGAUGCUAGAUGUGAUCAACUUCAGCUGCUAUCCGAGGAAGAUGUGUCUGAGCUCGCUCGCCUAAGCCAGGUUGGUUCAAAAAGCCUGACUGUCGCCACUUUGCUCCCUGCUGGGUGUGAGGCAUCUGAAACAUGGGUCGUUGAUCCCGUCGAUCCAGAGCGGUUGCUUCCCGUGGGUGCUGUGGGAGAACUUGUAAUAAGGUGCUCGGGCGAACCAGGUCUGGAGCUGGUCUCGCCUCCCAAAUGGGCUGAUCAUGAUCGUGCCGGUCAGUUUUACAGAACUCAUAAGCUCGCGAAAUACGAUGCCAAUGGUGAAAUUACCUUCGUCGAGCGGAAGAGCUCUAACGGAGUAGUCUCUGGUGGCUCGCGGGAAAAGCGCGUCUCAGCCACCUCCGCGAAGCAGAAGGGUCUCCGAAGAGCUUGGAGCCAAAUAUUAGGCAUUGACGAGGAUGAAAUCAGCUUGAACGACAGCUUCUUCCAGCUUGGCGGCGAUUCCAUCGGGGCCAUGAAGCUCGUGUCGGAGCUCCGGGCUAAUGGGAUGGAAUUGACGGUGCCUGAGAUAUUCAAGCAUAGGACGUUGUACGAUAUGGCAAAAGUCAUAAGAGAGGAAAAGAAGGCGGCGGCGGCUGAGCCGGUCGAGCCGCCACCGUCUCCGUUUUCAUUGCUCGACGUCCCGGACGUAGAAAACUUCAUCUCUGAAACGGUCAGGCCACAGCUCCUCCCAGGCGAUCAUAAGAUCAAGGACAUCAUCCCGGCACGCCCGCUCCAACAAGUCGCGGUUAGAGGUACAACCCACCUCCCUCGGUUUUCCGCACGAUAUGAACUAUUCCAUUUCGACGGAUCCCUAGACAAGGAGCGCCUCUUCAAAAGCUGCCGGGACCUGGUGAACCGUAACGAGAUUCUGCGGACCGUUUUCGUAGAGAGCGGCGGGCAGUGUUUCGGCGUCGUCCUCGAAAAGCUCGACGUCGCAAUAGAACAGUACGAUAUCGAAGGCGACCUGGACUCCUUCGCCCAUAAGCUAUGCGACGUCGACGUCCAAACCAAGAUGCCCCUAGGCUCCGCCUUCGUAAAAUUCAUAUUUGUCCAAGGCGCCGCCGCCAAGAGCAGCUGUCUCGUCUUCCGCAUCUCCCACGCGCAGUACGACGAGGUCUGCCUCCCCGGUCUUAUACACCAGCUCGGGGACCUCUACGACGGCAGAACCCCCGUGGACUCGGUCCCCUUCUCCGCCUUCGUGUACCACGUCGUGAGCAAGUGCAUCCCGCGAAGCAUCCCUUACUGGCGGGACCUGCUGCACGGCAGCUCGCUCACGAUCCUCCGCCCGGACCUUCCGCUGACGUCUACGACCCCGGCCGCGAUCGCCCGGACGCUCGACAUCUCCGCGCGGUCUCGGGACAUCACGGUGGCGACGCUCCCGACCGCCGCGUGGGCGCUGUGCCUCGCGCGGCGCCUCGCGCGGCGGGACGUGGUGUUCGGCGAGGUCGUGAGCGGGCGGAACACGGACCUCGCGCGCGCGGACGCCGUCGCGGGCCCGACGUGGCAGUACGUCCCCGUGCGGGUGCGGUUCGAGGACGGGUGGACGGCGGCGGACCUGCUGCGGCACGUGCAGCACCAGCACGUCGCGAGCGCGCUGCACGAGUGCAUGGGCCUGGCGGAGAUCGUGCGCGAGUGCGGGCCGCUGCCGGGGUGGCCGGAAGCGGAGGGGGCGGAGUGGUUCGAUUCCGUGGUGCACCAGGACGUGGUGCACGUCGAGGAGCUGGGUUUCGGAUUUGGAUCGGGCGACGACAACGACGACAAGCAAAACGGAAGUAGGGGCGUGGGCGGGGCGACGUGCCGGUUCGAGACGGUGUAUCCGCACCUCGAGCCACUGCGCGAGUGGAAAGUGCAGGCAUUUGUGGACGGUGACCGGUUGACGCUGGAGCUGGUGACGUUCCAGGAUUGGAUAGGGGUUGCGGCGGAGUUGCUGGACGAGUUGGAGGAGAUUAUGGGGAUGUUGGUGAGGAGGCCGGAUGAGCGACUGUUCUAAUUGGGACUACAUAUCCAGGUUAGAACGUGAGCGAUAUAUAUAACCUCUUUUUGUAGGUGCCUAUCUGAUGUAUGUCUUGUAUUGAUAUAAAGCUGGCUGGUCGACGAAACCUCAUCUUCGGCGGUUUGUGUGCCUUGAGUCCUUGAGUGCUAUAGUUUAAAGAUUGGCACGAAUAACUCUUGUUUAGUGAAUUACCAUAGGUCGUAAAUAUAUCAAGACAUUUUCGGAACUGUAUGAC